This is a messenger RNA of Humulus lupulus (European hop), 5445 nucleotides long. RefSeq lists its product as uncharacterized. Gene Ontology annotation, biological process: translation; DNA integration. Gene Ontology annotation, molecular function: structural constituent of ribosome; nucleic acid binding; zinc ion binding. The transcript is spliced from 18 exons. Gene Ontology annotation, cellular component: ribosome. The record is from RefSeq and is a predicted model, not a curated record. Lineage: Eukaryota; Viridiplantae; Streptophyta; Magnoliopsida; Rosales; Cannabaceae. The coding region runs from base 1 to 5445 and encodes 1814 amino acids.
AUGGAAGUCAAAUGUAGAUUUGAUUGUGUGAGCGAUGUCGAUGAUGUCUACCAGAAAGUCACUGUGAAGAUAGUUCCAAGGAUCGAUUUACGGGCACUUGCUGAUAAAUUGGGUGGAAGGGAAGUUGUCAAGAAGGCAUUGUCUCCUCUUUCCCCGAUGGAGCCUCAUGAUUCUUGUCUUAUACGUGUGGAGAGAAGGCGGCAUCCAAUGACUGGAGAAUUCUUUGACUACAUUGGUGGCAUGAUGUUCAAAGAUGGUUUUCUUUAUAAAUUGGUGUCCACGAGAUCAAUUCUUGCUCAUAUUAUAGAACCAACUCUUGAUGAGCUUGAAAAAUUUAAACAGAAUGGAGAAAAAGGCUUUUCUUCAUCGCCAGCUGAAAAUAUAAAGAAGCUGCACUUUGUCAAGGGAACUGUAGACAAAUUAGAAGGAGAGAAUGUACUCAUUAGAGCAGACAUGAAGGACUUGCCGGCAGAGAACUAUUUUGUUAAUGUAAAUGAACUUUGCAAGUGCUUUAAGCUUGGGGAUAGAGUAAAGGUUGUUUCUGGUGCUCAAAAAAAUUCAACUGGUAUGGUCACCAAAAUUGGAGGUCAUGUUCUUGGUAUUGUACAAGUGUUUGCAAAUGAUGCCGUGAAAAGCUCUGAAGUAGUUGUUAAAUCCUCCAAGAGGGAGAUACAUGGAAAGCCAAUGGUUUCAAUGACUACAAAAAAUGUACAUCGUCCAAAUAUAGUGUCCAAAAAAGGUGCUACCAUGAAGGCAGAUACUGAGGUGGAAGGAGCAGUAAUUCUCUUGCCGUUAAGCGCAAUGAAAUCAAAGAAGAUGUGGAUGUCACAAUCCCAUACUGGUACCAUAUAUCUCACAAUUUUUAUAUCACAAUUUUAUGCUAUUGCUAGAUCAUUUAAGCCUGUUCACACUGACUUUGUAUUCAACAGCUAUGGCACCAGAAAUAGCGAGGCAUCAAUGCCUUCUCGUACACCACUGCAUCCUACCAUGACACCUAUGCGAGAUAUAGGAGCAACACAAUUUGAUGGUGGAAUGAGGAUUCCUAUGCAUAACCAAGCUUGGAAUCCUUGUGUGCCAGUGACCCCUCAGAGCUCUGUUCCAAUAUUAAUGGAGAUGUUCAGAGAAGGAGGUUCCACAUCCCAACCCCCAAUGCUUGAAGGGGCAAACUAUCCUUACUGGAAGACAAAAAUGUGUGCAUUCUUGAGAGUUGUUGACGAACGGGUGUGGAUGGCUGUCGAAGAUGGAUGGAAGUGUCCAACCGUUGUUGAAGAUAAGGUUGUUAAGCCUAAACAAAUGAAUCUAUGGACUCCAGAGGAGAUGGAAAGGGCCAACUUUAACUCAAAGGCUAUGCACGCUCUCUUUAAUGCAGUUUCUACAAAUCAGCUGAAAGUUAUAGCUAACUCUGAAAUUGCCAAAGAAGCAUGGGAGAAACUAAGAAUAAAAAAUGAAGGAACUGAUGCUGUAAAGAAGUCAAGACUGAGAGCGUUGGCAAAAGCUUUUGAAAAUCUAUCUAUGGAGGAAGAAGAGAUUGUGGCGGAGUUCCAUGUCAAAUUGUGCGAUAUCUCGAAUGAAUCUUAUGCACUGGGCAAGACUUACUCAAACGCAAAACUGGUUCGCAAGGUUCUUGGAGUUCUGCCUCGAAAGUUCAUGUCAAAAGUUACCUCUGUAGAAGAAAUGAGAAAUGUAGAGGAACUUGAUCUUGAUGAGUUAAUUGGGUCAUUGCAGAAAUAUGAAAUGACUCUUACACGGUGGAAGAAAGGCAAGAAGCAGAAAGAUUCCGAAAAAGAAAAAACUGAUAACAGUCUUGCGUUUGUGCAUAAGGAGGAAAAGAAGUCAAUCUCAGAUAUGUCUGACGGCUUCACUGAUGAGACUCUUGCUUUACUGACCAAGAAUUAUGCAAAAUUCUUGAAAAGGAAUUACAAGAAAUACUUUCCUGGAGGAAAAGAGAAUGUUUCCAGGAGAAACUUUGGUGGAAACAAUAAGCUAACCCAGCAGUCUGGUGACAAGAAAAAUAGGGGAAUACAGUGCCGAGAGUGUGAUGGUUUCGGACAUAUUCAAGCUGAGUGUGUCAACACUCUUAAGAAGAAGAAAGCCUUAGCAGCAACCUGGAGUGAUAAUGAUGAAGAAAAGAGCUCCAGCUCAAGUGACGGGUCUGAUGAAGAGAAACAAGUUGUGGCAUUUAUGGCAAAGAGUCAUCAAUCAAUGUGCUCAGAGGAAGAUGGAAAAUCGAGCUUGUCUGAUGUGGACAAUGAACAAAAACUUGAAUCUGAGAAGGCUGGGUUGCAGAACACUGUUAAAAAGCUCACAAAACAGCUUGAUGAGAAGGACAAUGAGAUUUACAAACUGACUGCAGAUUUAAUAAGAGCUAAACAGGCUCUUGAGUUUAUCCCUCCAGGAACUGCAGCAAUUAACCAAACUUUGCAACUUCAAAAACCAUAUGGAGAUAGAACAUCCAUUGGUUACAAAAUGUUGUAUAAGAAAGGGGGAAAUUUGGGAAUUUAUGAUCCCUCUUCAUCCAAGAGCAAUGAAGACAAGACUCCUGAUGACUCAUUGCACAAUACUCUCAGCCUUGGUUUCCCAGAUCCCUCUAAACAGGUCAGUGUCUCAUCUGGACCUACCAAAUUGAGAUUUGAAGGAAGGAAGACUGUCCUGGUUGGACAGGUUCAAAAGGAGAGGUUUGUUCACAUUUGUCACUUUUGCAACAGAAGAGGACAUAUUAGACCCAGAUGCUACAAGUUGCAGACGUAUUUGAAAGCUAUGAUUGAUUGUCCAAAUAGCUUUCAACAACCAAAUCGAUUUAAUGGGAAGUUGUCAUAUAGUGAGUGGAAACCAAAAACUAAUCUUGGCACAAAUGUUGGAUUAGUUGCUCACACAUCUCUUUCAGCUUUCCAUGAAGAUCAAUGGUACUUUGACAGUGGAUGUUCACGACAUAUGACUGGCAACAGAAAUGUGUUGGUUAACUAUAAAGAAGGAAAGAAGGGAGCUGUGACCUUUGGAGAUGGGAACAAGGGUCAGAUCUUUGGAAAAGGUGACCUGGUGCUAAAUGGAGUAGCUCCAUUAACUAAGGUGUUGUACGUUAAAGGUCUCAAGGCAAACCUGAUUAGCAUCAGCCAACUUUGUGACAAUGAAUACACUGUAAUAGAACCAGCGACAACUGCUAUGCUCUUAGCAAUCAAGUUCUAUGCAAUAGAUCCUUUCUUGAUGAGCCAGACCUGUGGCACUAUAGACUGGGACUAUAGACUGGGGCACUUGAAUUUUAGAGACCUAAAGAGAAUUGUGAAACUUCAAGUAGUUCGAGAAAUACCUGAGAUGAAAGUCACUAGAGAUAGGUUAUGUGGUCCUUGCCAACUAGGAAAACAGACAAAAGCCUCACAUCCUCCUGUAAACAUGCUACUCACCUCCUGUGUGCUAGAGUUGAUGCAUGUGGAUUUAAUGGGACCCAUGCAGAAUGAAAGUCUAAGUGAUUUCCUCAAAGAAAAGUCAGACACCUUUGGACUCUUCUCAGCCUUGGUUCUCAGGCUCCAAAAUGAAAAAGAAUCUAAGAUUAGGAAAGUAUAUCGGAUACGAAGUGAUCAUGGAAAGGAGUUUGAGAACACUGUGUUCUCAGAUUUUUGCGAUCAGUUGGGGAUAAAGCAUGAGUUCUCAGCUCCAAAAACACCUCAACAGAAUGGGGUUGUUGAAAGGAAGAACAGGACCCUACAGGAAAUGGCUCGACCUGCUAUAUCUGCAACUGUGAUCAUCUUCGAACUAGCACGACACAGACGGCCUAUGAACUUUGGAAAGGAAGACCCCCUAACAUCCGUCAUAUGCACAUUUUUGGAUGUAUUUUUGUAUGUCCUCAAUGAUCGAGAACACUUAGGAAAAUUUGAUCCAAGGAGUGAUGAAGGUGUGUUUCUUGGAUAUUCACUUAACAAUCGUGCCUAUCGUGUGUUCAACAAAAGAACUCGUUCAGUGGUUGAGUCCAUCAAUAUUCGAUUUGAUGACUUGGAAAAUUCUGAAGAACCGGUGGCAGAUGAUGAAGCUCCAGUAUUAACUACGCCAGCUGCAUCCGAGGAACAAGAAGCAGGUCCUAGUAGCUCCAAUGGUGAUGAAGAAGUCACCAGUGCUCUGCCAAAGGAGACUCAACAUGCAAAGCUUUAUAAGAAUGGACCGCCUUCUUGGAUUCAAAAGGCUCAUCCACCUGAUAUCGUUAUUGGAAAUCCAAAUGCCACCAUGGUCACCAGAAGAAAAAUACAAAAUCUGAUUUCUUUUGCCUUUUACUUAUCUCAUCUUGAGCCAAAAAGUGUCAAAGAUGCUCUUCUAGAUGAAUUCUGGCUUGCUACUAUGCAAGACGAGAUGUUCCAAUUCAAAAGAAAUGAUGUAUGGAUCUUAGUACCUUUACCUGACGGAGCUAAUGUUGUUGGAACUAAAUGGAUUUUCAAGAAUAAAUCGGAUGAGUUUGGAACUGUAAUAAGGAAUAAGGCAAGGUUAGUAGCACAGGGCUACAAUCAGGUGGAAGGAGUUGACUUUGUAGAAACCUUUUGCUCCAGUUGCAAGGUUGGAAUCUAUCCGGUUACUUCUUGCAGUAGCAUGCCAUCUAAGAAUAAAAUUGCAUCAAAUGGAUGUAAAAAUUGCAUUUUUGAAUGGUAUCUAAUUGAUGAAAUAUUUGUUGCACAAAUAUAUGUGGAUGACAUAAUUUUUGGGUCAAUUUCUGAGAGUGAGGUCACUAGAUUUGUGGAACUUAUGCAAAGUGAGUUUCAGAUGAGUCUAAUAGGAGAUCUAUCAUAUUUUCUAGGACUUCAGAUUAAGCAAUCUGAACAGGGAAUGUUUAUUUCUCAGUCCAAGUAUACUAAGUCCAUGUUAGAAAAAUUUGGUUUCACUCAAGUCAAACAUGCUCACACUUCUAUAGGCACCACCUGUAAACUGAAUAAAGAUGAAUCUGGUGACCCCGUAGAUCCAACCCUAUACCGUAGCAUGAUAAGAAGCUUGUUGUAUCUCACAGCUAGUCGUCUUGACAUUUCCUUUAGUGUUGGAAUAUGUGCCCAUUAUCAAGCCAAUCCUAAACAGUCUCAUCUUACUGCUGUCAAAUGUAUUUUCAAAUAUCUUGCAGGGACUGUGGAAUUUGGCUUAUGGUAUUCAUGUGAUACAAAUAUGUCCUUGGUGGGGUAUGGUGAUUUUGAUUGGGCAGAAUCUCUAGAUGAUAGGAAAAGUACUUCUAGGGGUUGUUUCUAUAUAGGGAAAAUUUUGGUCUCUUGGUUUAGCAAGAAACAACAUUCUAUUUCACUCUCCACUGCUGAGGCAGAGUACAUUGUGGCUGGUAGCUGCUAUACUCAGCUCGUCUGGCUCAAUAAGAUGUUCACUGAUUAUGGCUAUCCCCAAAAGUCAUUGACCCUCUUCUGUGAUAGCACAAGAGCCAUUAACAUUUCAAAAACCCCCAGUUCAACAUUCAAGGACCAAACACAUUGA